GGGACGCUCGUUCAACAACAACAGCUGGUCAGACACCUCGGUAGCUUUCUAGCAAACAUAGCUACAACAUUCAUGAUUUUUACACUUUGUUGGUGUAUAUUAGUCGCUGUGUUUUAAACAGACUUCUGUCAUGUGUACUUGUUGGCCCAUUUAAUUAUAUAUUUACGUUGUUUGUCAGCUAGCUGGUUUGCUAAGUUAACUUAGAACUAGGCUAGUCGCUAAUGCUAGCGAGCUAACAUCCUCGAACAUGAGUUCACUAAGCUACUCUCCUGUUAAAGAGGAGGUCUGCUGGACGGAGAAAGAAGCUCUCGUGAAAGAGGAGGAGGAAGAGAAGGCUGUUACAAUACAAAAACAAGUAGAGGGUGAGGCUGUUACAGUGAAAGAAGAAGAGAAAGACGUUUCAGUGAAAGAAGAGGAAGACUCGUUCAGAGUGAAAGAGGAGGAGGAUGUUACAGUAAAAGAAGAGGAGGAAGCCGUUUUGGGAGUGAAAGAGGAGGAGAUGACUGUCAAAUUGGAAGAAGAAGAGGAGGUUGGAGAUCUGUUUAACACCAGAGAGAGAUGUGACUGUCGUGGAUUCUCUUGGGAGCCUCAACUACAUCGUGAUGCUAACGAGGCAGAGAAGAUUCUUUCCAGAUCAGAACACCUCAAGAAACCCCAGCAGAGACUCACAGGGAAGAAGCCUCACUGCUGCUCUGACUGUGGGAAACAUUGCAAAUGUUCAUCAGAACUAAAAAUACACCAGCGAGUACACACAGGAGAGAAGCCUUAUAGCUGUGAUCAAUGUGGGAAGAGUUUUACUACGUCUUCCAAUCUGACUAAACACCAGAGAAGACACACAAAAGAGAAGCCUUAUAGCUGUACUCAAUGUGGGAAGAGUUUUGUUAUGUCUAACUAUCUGACUUUACACCAGAGAACACACACAGGAGAGAAAUCUUAUAGCUGUGAUCAAUGUGGGAAGAGUUAUGUUACAUCUAGCUCUCUGAAGGUACACCAGAGAACUCACACAGGAGAGAAACCAUUUAGCUGUACUCAAUGUGGGAAGACUUUUACUACAUCAAGCUCUCUGAAGGCACACCAGAGGACACACACUGGAGAGAAACUUUAUAGCUGUAAUCAAUGUGGGAAAAGUUUUACUCGGUCAAGCUCCCUGAUCAUGCACCAGAGAACACACACAGGAGAGAAACCAUAUAGCUGUAAUCAUUGUGGGAAGAGUUUUACUCAGCCAAAUGGACUGAUAUUACACAAGCGGACACACACAGGAGAGAAACCAUAUAGUUGUACUCAAUGUGGGAAGAGUUUUAUUCAGGCAAGCUGCCUGAAAGUACACCUGAGAACACACACAGGAGAGAAACCGUACCACUGCUCUGACUGCGGAAAAAGUUUUAUUAGCUUAAGUGAUUUAAAAUCACACCAGAGAACACACACAGGAGAGAAACCACCAUAUAGCUGUACUCAAUGUGGGAAGAGUUUUAUUCAGUCAAGCUCCCUGAUAGUGCACCAGAGAAUACACACAGGAGAGAAACCUUAUAGCUGUACUAAAUGUGAGAAGAGUUUUACUCAGGCAAGCUGCCUGAAAGUACACCUGAGAACACACACAGGAGAGAAACCUUACCACUGCUCUGACUGCGGAAAGAGUUUUGUUAGAUCAAGUGAUUUAAAAUCACACCAGAGAACACACACAGGAGAGAAACCACCAUAUAGCUGUACUCAAUGUGAAAAGAGUUUUAAUCAGUCAUGCUCCCUGAUAUCACACCAGAGAACACACACAGGAGAGAAACCUUAUAGCUGUACUCAAUGUGGGAAGCGUUUUACUCAGUCAAGCGGCCUGAUAGCACACCAGAGAACACACACAGGAGAGAAAUCUCAUAGCUGUCAUCAAUGUGACAAGAGAUACUCUGUUAAAAGAUCUCUGAUCAAACAUCAGAAAAUACAUACAUGAAGGAGUUGUUUUAAUAAUCUCACAGUGUAGAAUGUUUUAACAUUGAAGUAUGAGUAUUUUAAUAAUGUCACAAUGUAGAACCCUAAACGUUUGCCCCAUGUUCUAUUGAUUUCAGCAUGAUAUGGAUAUUAGCCUCAUGGAAAAAUACAAGCUCUGACUUGAAAGAGUACUAUUUAUGUGAUUUAACAAAAAGUGAAUAACAAAAAAAGAGUUGUGUUGCACUUCCCACAUUGGUGACCCACUUGAAUCAAAAUGCAUCACUUCAAAAUGUACAAAUUGUCCUCUAACCAGUGAUGUACACAUUAUUUCCAGAUUCUGUUUGGUUUUCGAGCUGUUAGUUUUAACAGGACAUGCAACCUCAUCUCCCUCCUCUUGCACAAUUGAUUUCAACAUGAUAUCGAUUUGGUGAUGACAAAUAAGUGUUGCGUUCCUUUAUUUAGCGACCCCUAAAUUUAAAUGCAUCACUCCAAAUUGUAGCUGACUCUCUUCUGCAGGUUGUCCUCUCACUAGUGAGAUAAAAGAUAUCUCCCAUUUCCAUGUUUUUUUUAGUUGUUUUAGUUUCAACAGCACAAACAACCUGAUUUCCACCCUCAUCGAUAUCAGUAGUUUAUUGCUACUUGUUGGAGAUGAGUUUGAAUGGGCUCGUUCCAAGUGGUUGUGAGUUCAAUAACAAGUGAGUAAUAGGAAGAAGACAGUCAGAAGCUAGUGGGGAGAAGAAAAAAAAUGUAUAUUUAAAAAAUAAAUGGUUGACAGCCAGUAGACACCAUGUUUAUAUUGGUGAAGCAUUGUAGUUGAUUAUAAAGUGAAAUGGAAGUUGUUUUCUGUUGGUGGUAAGCAUUCUCUUACAGUGUUACAAAUGUUUGUUUUUUUAUGUUUUGAGGUUGGACUUUAGCACGUCUAGCUCGUUAGCACGUCUAGCUCGUUAGCACGUCUAGCUCGUUAGCACGUAGGACGCACUGAUUGGUUUCACCUCGUAAGUCGGUAUGUGUUACACCUGUGCUGGUUGUCCAUCUCGUUAUUGGGAAGGUGUUUCACCUGAGCUGGUCCAGGUUCUACUUAAGAGUGUCUGGCCCCGUCUGUAAGUUUGUUGUGGGUUUUUCUUUUGUUUGCCUCUUCUCGGGCAGAUUUAGUGGGUGACUUUUAUUUCCCAGUUGUUGUUACUAGUCAACAUUCAGUGGACACAGAGCAAAAAUGCAAGAUUAUGUUAAUAAAACAGAAUAGAGGGUUUUUAUAACUAUUGUGUCUGUGUGUUCUACUGAGGAAGGGCCUCUGGGAGAUAAUACUGACAGGAGAUUCACAAUGUCUUUUGGGUGAUAAAACCUAAGAGACCGCAUUCCAGGUUAUGAGUUAAUGCUUCUGUUCUAUAUGGUACCAGGGAGAGAUGACCCCAGGGCCAGACCCUGGUCUCUACAGAAAGGGUACUGUUUUUACAGCAGAUACUGUCUGCUGAGAAUUAUAAAUAUCUUUCAUACAAAUCUUAACCUUGUGACCCGUUCUAAACAACUGUUGUUCGUCAUGUAGGUUGAAAGGGGUGUUUCUUGGCUGUAAAAUACCUUUGUACUUUUGUAUCGGGGCUCUCAAUGAAUCAUCUGGGGGUGAUUCGUCGACCAGCCAUCAUUACCGUAGAGCACUCAAUUGAUUAACUUUAUAUUUGUGUGUUGUAUUGACCUGCUCCCUUAUUAAUAAGUGAAUAAAGGUUUAGUUUAAGAAUAAUUCUGACUUGUGCGAUAAGUUUGUCUUCUCGUUUGAUAUUAAAAAAAUUAACAACCACAUUUGGCGAUGGGGGAUGUGAAUCUUGUUGGGGAAUAAUCAGAAUUGGUUGGUAACAUAGGUAAGAUGUUUUAUAUUCAUCAUAUGUUUGUUUGUUACUUCUCAUCGGAAUGUUAUUUUUGUAUAAUACUGUGGCGGGGUUGCAGUAUCUGUUCUAUGUCAAGACUAAGUUGCUUGGGCCGUGUCUGUGUCUGUGUGCCAGUCAGUGUGUCUCUGAUCUUGUCAAGAUAGGAUGGAUUUGAUAUAUGCCUGUUGAUAUGGAGGAUUGGUUUAUGGUUCUGAGUUUGAGAAAAUAACAUAGUUUAGGAGACAAGCUGAACGAUAAAUUAUGCCUAUGCUGUCUCACUAUGUGUCUUUGCUAUAAAGGAUCUCAGUUGAAAUGUGUGAGGUGCUCUCAGAGAAUUCAUUGAUAGACACUGAAUUGAUCUGAGAGUCACAGGGUUGUGAUAGAGCUCAUAUAAUUAAAGAUGGACUUUGAUAACUAA
Messenger RNA from Oncorhynchus keta (chum salmon), 4194 nucleotides. Its product is annotated as zinc finger protein ZFP2-like. Bases 248 to 1939 code for a protein of 563 amino acids. NCBI's taxonomy places the organism in Eukaryota, Metazoa, Chordata, Actinopteri, Salmoniformes, Salmonidae. The record is from RefSeq and is a predicted model, not a curated record. Gene Ontology annotation, biological process: regulation of transcription by RNA polymerase II. The transcript has 2 exons. Gene Ontology annotation, molecular function: RNA polymerase II cis-regulatory region sequence-specific DNA binding; DNA-binding transcription factor activity.